This is a messenger RNA of Stereum hirsutum FP-91666 SS1, 849 nucleotides long. RefSeq lists its product as uncharacterized. The annotation marks the transcript as partial. NCBI's taxonomy places the organism in Eukaryota, Fungi, Basidiomycota, Agaricomycetes, Russulales, Stereaceae. The transcript is spliced from 5 exons. The record is from RefSeq and is a predicted model, not a curated record.
GCCUUUCUCAUAUCGUUUGUCGCUAUUCACAGCCUCGAGUUCGACUUUAUCGGAUGUACCUGGCCUCUACGUCUCCCGAACCCCGCCUCGGUAAAGGAUACCGCAAGAGCCGCUUGCAGCCCUGAGACACAACCGCCCUCCGUAGUCCUCUCAUGCUCAGCUUUCUUAGUGGUCGCGAGGAGGUCUCAGGCGUUCCCAGCCGAUGGACAUCUCAAGACCUACGCCCCAACCCAGACCAUCACCGUCUCGAACAGGCCUGUGUUGCGUCUACACAGGUCAUCAUCUUCGCGGAUCAGGCGGUGUUGGGGAGCUAUGAUUUGCCCAUACAGAUCUCACAUCGUGCGGUCGGUUCCACCUCUCGCGUCCUGCGACCCCGUCAAUCAGCUCCCCGAUGCAUGACCAUUUCCUGGCGCAGUCCAUCUACAGCGAUCGGCUGUGUCCAGCGCGUUACCUAUUCACGCCUGUGGUCUACGUAUCCGUCCUGGUGAAUCUUCCUACCACCAUUUUUUCUUGUGUUUUGCUCCUGUUCUCGUUUCGCUACUCUUUUUUUCUUUGACCAUGUCCUGGCACAGUCCAUCUACAGCGAUCGGCUGCUGUCCAGCGUGUUGCACUUUCAACACCUGUGGUCUAUGUGCGUGUAUUACUCGCAUCACCCGCCUUCUCAUGUCUUUAUUUCAUUUUCGUGGUUCAUUUCUUCUCGUCGUUUUUUUGUUUGCAUUCACAUUCUUUCGGAGUACUUUGUUAAUACCAUGUCCUGGCGCAGUCCAUCUACCUCGAUCGGCUGACGUCCAGCGUGUUGUCUUUCCAUCACCUGUGGUCAAUGUACCUGUACUACUCGCCUUCUCCCCC